Closterium sp. NIES-67 is the source of this 1029-nucleotide messenger RNA. The record is from the annotation of a GenBank genome assembly. Lineage: Eukaryota; Viridiplantae; Streptophyta; Zygnematophyceae; Desmidiales; Closteriaceae.
ACAUCCUCCCUCCUGCAUUCAGCCUGAGCAGCCAUUCUUCUCUCGAGGUUGUCGGACGAUCACGCUAGGGUCUACUUUGAUUAUCUGAUCUGUGCAUUUCUAGUCUGACAUCUUUACUGUGACGCAUCGGAGCUCGCGCUAUCGUGUCCGAGGAUUACGACCGAGAUGGCGUCGCUAAAAGCACUCUACUUCGUUCCGUACAACGCGUGCCUGGCCGUCGCAUGGCUGUACGUGUUGAUCCUGACGGUGCAGGCGCUGGCGACGGGCGGCCCGUCCACCGUGUACGCCACGGCGGAGCUGCCGCUUCAGAUCGCGCAGACCGCUGCGCUCAUGGAGAUCAUCCACAGCAUCCUCGGCAUCGUGCGCUCGCCCGUGUCCGCCACGCUCCCGCAGAUCGCUUCCAGGCUCUUCCUUGUCUGGGGUGUGCUCUACCCCGCGCCUCAGGUCCGCGAGCACGUGCUGGUGGCGUCGCUGCUGCUCAGCUGGUCCAUCACAGAGAUCGUGCGCUAUUCCUUCUUCGCCGUCAAGGAAGCCUUCGGCUCCACACCCGCGCCUCUGCUCUGGCUCCGCUACAGCAUGUUCUACGUGCUCUACCCCUCGGGCAUCACCAGUGAAGUGGGACUCGCCUACCUCGCCCUGCCCUAUCUCAAGGCAUCCCACGUGUUUUCCUUUGACAUGCCCAACAAGGUCAACUUCGCUGUUGACUAUUACCUCGUCUGCAUCCUCAUCCUUCUCACCUACAUCCCCGGGAGUCCAUACAUGUACACUUACAUGAUGGGGCAGCGGAAGAAGGCUCUGGGAAAGAAGGACAAGACCUCAUAAAGGAUUCUUAAAGCUAUCACGCACGUACCGUGGUUAGAAAGCUACCAUGUGAAGCUGAAGUUAAGGAAACGCUAGAUUUUGUUUUGCAUAGAAGUCUGUAAGGAUAGUUGGUGCACACAGCUGGAAGGUGCUUGCCUAACAUCCAAAAUGCAGCAUUCUAAGGAGCAGGUAUCAGAAUUGAAAAUUGAAUAAUGGAUAGAGUGAGAG